GCUCAGCCACACCCUCGCGCGCAGCCACUUCCGCCGCCGCCACCGGAAGCGCCGCUCGCCGCCUCCGCCAUGGCCUCAAGGUUACUGCGGGUGAGCGCGGCCCUGCGGCUUCUGCCCGCGGCCUCGGCCCGCAGCGCGCCCGCCCGCGGCCUCGCCGUGCCCGGCGACCUGGCCAGCGAUGAGGAGCAGGCGACGGGGUUGGAGCGGAAGGUGAUGGAGGCCAUGAACAAGGGCCUGGACCCCUACAGCAUGUUCCGGCCCAAGCGCUACGCGGGGACCAAGGAGGACCCCAACCUCGUCCCCUCCAUCACCAACAAGCGCAUCGUGGGCUGCGUCUGUGAAGAGGACAACAGCUACGUCGUCUGGUUCUGGCUGCACAAGGGGGAGGCCCAGCGCUGCCCCUCCUGCGGCGCCCACUACAAGCUCAUCCCCCACGAGCUGCCCCACUGAGCCCCCCAGAUUGGGGGGGAAGAGGGAGCGGGGGGCAGGGUCAUACUGACACCCCCCCUCCUCCAGCACCCACUGGGGGUCCCAGGGUCACACCGAACCCCCCAGCACCCACUGGGCAUUUUUUGGGCUGAGCGGAGCUGCCCCCCCCUCGCCCUGCUGUGUGUCCCCCCCCUCAUAAAGAGUUUGUGUGGA
Molecule: messenger RNA, 642 nt
Organism: Columba livia (rock pigeon)
Lineage: Eukaryota; Metazoa; Chordata; Aves; Columbiformes; Columbidae
Product: cytochrome c oxidase subunit 5B, mitochondrial
Exons: 4
Coding region: 70-450 (126 amino acids)
Biological process (GO): mitochondrial electron transport, cytochrome c to oxygen
Cellular component (GO): mitochondrial envelope
Source: RefSeq, a predicted model, not a curated record